Molecule: messenger RNA, 1621 nt
Organism: Helianthus annuus (common sunflower)
Lineage: Eukaryota; Viridiplantae; Streptophyta; Magnoliopsida; Asterales; Asteraceae
Product: sulfhydryl oxidase 1-like
Exons: 10
Coding region: 453-953 (166 amino acids)
Biological process (GO): protein folding
Cellular component (GO): Golgi membrane
Molecular function (GO): flavin-dependent sulfhydryl oxidase activity; protein disulfide isomerase activity
Source: RefSeq, a predicted model, not a curated record
CUAAUGUUUCAUAGCCACAGAUUUUGCUCAUCGCUCUGUCCUUCUCCCACCGAUUCAAACCCUAAUUCCGAUUUAAGAUCAGGUUUUGUUGUGAGUAUCGUGAUUUUUGAGUUUAGGGUUUUUUAGUUUCGAAAUUGAUUGAUGCUCAAUAAUUAUGUGAUUAAGAGAUCUGGUCACAUGGGGUUCGGCUUUGUGAACUUUGCUGAGGACGGUGUUGCAGAUCGUGUUUCAAGAAGGUCACACGAGAUUUGUGGACAACAGUUAGUCGCCGGUAGUGCUACUUCUUGAUUUUUGUCUUAACUUAACUUCCCGUAAACUACCCAUUGCAGCUCAUCACUGAUACUUUAUAAGGUGGGCGGGUGAUCAAGAAUGGGAAAUGUGCGCACAUGAAAAUAGUGUUGGGUGGAUGGAGAUGGCUGAGCCGGUUAUGAAUCUUUGUACAAAAACUAUUGAUGGUUCUUAUAUUGAAAAGAAAGAAACUAGAAUGGUUUGGUACUAUGAAGAUGUUGACAAAGAUUUUGGGUCGGAACAGGCUAAGUAACUGUUGGACCAUCUUGAAAACGUACUGGCUAAUGAGUGAGUUGGAGAAGAAGGUAUACCCUGGACAGAUUACACAGGCUGUAUAUGAUGUUGAAGAGGCUACAUUUAUUGCGUUCGACAUGAUUCUAGAAAACAAGCAGAUGGUUAAACCAGAUACUAGAGGUACACUUAUCAAGUUCAUGCAACUAAUGGUGUCUCAUCAUCCUUCCAGAAGGUGUCAGAGGGGAACUGCUAAUAUACUUGUCAAUUUUGACGAUUUAUAUCUUUCAAAAAAAAACAUGGUCUUUUGGAUAAAUUUGGCAUAUGUGGAAAAAAAGGUCCUCGGGGAUAUUGGACGUUUUGUCGUGGUAGCACGAAUGAUACCAGAGGCUUCAGUUGUGGUUUAUGGGUUCUGUUACAUUCAAUCUCAGUGAGAGUGGAAGACGGAGAAAGUGAAAUGGCGUUUUGUGGAUUUAUGUUCGUGUAAUAUGUUCGAUGAACAUGUUUACGAGAUUGAGUGUUUGAUUCUGAUUGUUUUGUGGAUUUACAACAUGAAACAUUGGAGAUUUGAGGAGGUUUGGGGUUUGAGAAGCUAGGGUUUGUGGUUUUGGUAAGUGUUUUUGAUUUAUAAUCUAAUCCAUGUAUGUUUUUUCAUGUGAUUAGAGAGAUUGUUUUUUGUUUUGGCUGACUCUUUUUGGAGUGAAGAUUUUCAUUCUUACCCCGCUCUUCAGAAUCUCUUCUCAAAACCAUAGAUAUCACAACAUGUUUCAAAUGCUGUUACGUUCAUUAUUGGGUAGAAGCACACUGGAAUCUUUCCGUUGUCUUACACGCACAAGGAUAUAAAUGACAACUCUUUAGGCCCUGAUGGUGAUCUUCGAGUCUAUCUAGAAAGUGUGGUCGCCAGUGAAAAUGUCAAAAUGAUGUACAAUUGUUAAUUGUUAGUGUUAAAUGAUAGUGUAAUAAGUCUUAAUUAGUUCCUACUUGCUACAGUUGUUUGUGUUUUGCAAGUUUCAAAGGUUUAAUUUGAUAAUGGUUAGUUAAUAGAUCAGAACGGGCCAGAUUAAAAGUGUGUUCAAUAGUUUCGGGUCAAAAAGUGUCAUUU